Messenger RNA from Rotaria sp. Silwood1, 822 nucleotides. NCBI's taxonomy places the organism in Eukaryota, Metazoa, Rotifera, Eurotatoria, Philodinida, Philodinidae. The record is from the annotation of a GenBank genome assembly.
AUGGGUCGACGUAAAUCCAAAUCUUCAAAUAAACACCCAACAUGCACUCUAAGAGAAGCUACUCUUCAUGCAGCACUUGUUAAAUUUGGCCAUCAAAAUUUAUGGGAAGAGUAUAUAUUAAGAUCUAAUUGGUCUGGAACAAGUGAACAAUGGGUUAAACGAUUUGCUGUACGAUGUCCUGGCUGUCAAAUACCUAUUGAAAAAAAUGGUGGUUGUGAUCAUAUGAUUUAUUACAAUAAGAAUCCAUAUGGUACAAGUUUUUUUGGUGUUGGAACCUCAUUUCCAUAUUCAGGUACUUUUCCUCAACAAGGUUUCGGACAAUAUGGCAGUACUGGAGGAUUUUUUAAUAGUGGUGUUCCAUUUUCUGGAGGAAAUAUUUUUCAAAGUAGUCCACCCUUGUCUCCUCCUGCAGUUGGCUUCCCUCCACAAUCUAUAGGUGCUCAAUUCGGACAAGGUUUUAAUUUUCCUUCGGUACCUAGUGGCUUUGGUUAUCCAUCAGCUCCAUAUAUGCCACCAAUACCACAGCCUCAAUAUGGUGCUCCUUUUCCUCCGGAACCAUAUCCUUAUCCUGAUCCACAUCAUUUCGGUAGUGGUUCUUAUGGUCGAACUCGAUCUCGAUCUCGUCAUUCAUCCCGUCGUCGAUCUAAACCACGUCAUCGAAGUCGUUCAUCAUCAAGCAGUAGUGAUGAACAUCGAAGAAGAGGUUCACCUUUUGGUCAUCCUGGUGGUUUUUAUGGCAAUCCUCCACCUUUUGCAAAUGUGCCACCAAUACCACCACGAGGUGGUUCGCCUAUUAAUUCUCCUCGUCCACCUGCUUGGUAA